AUGAACUCCUACCCCGACCUCCAACCCUUCAACUACCCUCAGGCAGCCUUCUUUCACUCAUCGUAUUACACCAACCCGACCUCAACUCAAGCCAACGAACUUCAGCUGUCAGAUGAGGUACCGUCUCCAUCCUACAGUAUCUAUUCGCCGUCGAGUUCGAGUAGCACGGACUCGGUGAAGCCGAAAGAAAGCAAGAUUCUGGGACUGUCGGAACAAGAAUUGGCACGGUUGUCAGUGCGACAGCUGAAUCAGAAACUUCAGGUAGGCUUUGUAGGGUAUUGGUGAGGUUUUGGUUACAAAUUAUGGUGUAAUUACUGUAAAUUGUUGUUACAGUAUCCCUGUUUGCAUGCCGAAUUAUUACAGCAAGUUGACUAUGACAAUGUUUUAUAUUAAGGUGUUAAGCUUUUCGUUUCAGGGCCUAGAUCGUGACACCGUGUCCAUGGUGAAGCAGAAGCGUCGCACGUUGAAGAAUCGUGGCUACGCUUUGAACUGUCGCGUUCGUCGGAUUCGGAAUCAGCUACAAUUGGAAGCGGACAAUGUUUUGUUGCGAGAGAAGUGUCGCCAGCUGGAAUGGGCUGUGCAAGAACUACGACAACGUUUGGCCUUCUACGAGAAUCGACCGGUCGAAAACAAACAGAUGCUACAACAACUGAACGUUCACAGCAAUGCGUGGGCAGGCAGUCAGUAACUGCUCAUCGUUACUAUAAUUUAUGAUUAAAGCAAUGUUAAUAUAUUGUUCACCAUGUUUUUUAUCAUGGUUUACCACGCUCUAUAUUGUUUACCAUCCUCUAUAUAUUAUUUACCAUGCCCAAUAUUUUAAACAUUUUACUCUCUAAUCACUUCAUUUACAAUCUUAACUACUAUCUUACACCAUUUUCUAUGUUAAUCACUAAAUUUUGCAUGUUAUCAUAUGUUAAUCAACUGACUGUUCUCAUCUUUGUUUUUAGUCUAGUCUAACCACAAUUCCUGCCACCGGUUUCUGUUAUCAUCUUCAUCCUAUUUCCUUUGUGAUAUGUUGUAUAAAUAAUAUAAUAAAACCCAGGGAUAAACGGGCCUCGUUUUAAUAAACUUUUACAGACCUUUUAUCGAGUUUUGUUGUUUUAGGUAACAAUUUUGACAGAUUUUUGUGGUUUUCUAAACUAAUGUGACUUGGAAGGUUAUUGUGCUUCCAUUCUUAGAAGAAUAAAUUAACUAUAAAGUCAAAAUAUACCGAUUUAACAUAGUAAAACAAUGUGAUUUCUGUCAUAAAGAACACUGAAGCUAAUAACCGUAGACGUGACAUGUGUAUUAUUGUAACUCUUUCAACCUCAUAGUUAAUUUUUGUUUUUAAGUUGAUUUUUUAUUAUUAUGUUACAGUAAAUAGGCUUAUCAGUGGUCUUUAGAUUACGGAAUUUGACGUAGCGUUCUAAAAGGAAAUAAUUGAGCUGGUACGGCCUGGCACGCUGCUCCUUCCUUAUCAGUGAGUGCAAAGAAGAAACUUUUGUUCUCUACUCUUGCAAGAAUUAUAUGUCAUGAUUAAUAAAACAUAAAUAUUAAUAUAAACUGAAAAUAAAUAAUAUUAAAAUUUAAAAAGUUACCUUGCUCAUCUCAAAAUAUCUCGCAAUCAUAAUUGAAAAAACAGGACAAUUCAAUUAAACUUAAAAACAUUUACCUUUUUUAAUGUCUAAGGUUUUCUAUUUACUCUUUAAUCCUCUGGAAUAAGGCAAUGCAUUGCAAUGUUAUUCUAUGUAAUUGAAAGACUGCAUAUAACUCGGUUUUUUGCGCGAAAAUUCCGUUCAAACUAAUUUUCUUUUUAUUUUUUUUGCGAAUUUUGCUUUGUAAAGAAGAUAGUUUACAAUUUUCGUUGAAUAUCAAUUUUAGGUAAGAAUUUACUUUAAAAAUUUCACUUUGAAUUAUAUAUGUGUAUAUGCUAGUUUUAAAUUUCAGAUAUGGACUAUUGCGAGCUGCUCAAUGAAAAUAUCUGUGGGAUAGGACAAAAACUACAUGAACUGGACAUUCCUCAUGAACUUCACUAUUUUGAUGAGACAAAUGAAUCUGUUCAGGUUUGUAAUUUUAUUGUUUGGUUUUAAGUUUUAGGUACAUCAUUAGUCGAAAGAGACGUUUUGACUUAUAAUAAGAGUAAAGAUGCCAGUAGCUAUCUAAAACAAUCUUUGUGAAUGCCGGCAAAUUUUUAUUAUGCUUUGAAGGGUAACUUUUACUUAAAUAAGCAUUAUAACAUCGGUAUGACAUGAAACCUACCUUUUAUUUUUAGUUAAUCACUUCCUUCUGCCAAGAAACCCAACGAUACCUUUCGAUGUUUCAUGAAAAGCUCUCGGAUAUCAUUCUGAAGCCGACUAUGGAACUGCAACGGCUUCCAGGAUACAAGUCGUACCUUUUAAAGACUUUCACAGACUUUUGUGACGCGAUAGAGGUCAUCAGAUGCGUGCUGGUUAAGGAAUCAACGGACAAAAGCUAUCUCUUGUUACAUGUAGCGGUUUAUAUGAGAAAGUUGGCCGACUUCUUGGCCGAUUACUGCUGGACAAAAGCGCCGCUGAGGUCGCUGGGAAGCUUUGGAAGCUCGGUGAGGUUUUAUUUUAUAGUUUAUUUGGUUUUUAGGUAUGAAAAAUGACGUAGGAGAAAUUUAAAAAUGUGAAAAUAAGGUGCUACUUGUGUAAAAAUUUGCUUUAUCAUUUAGGAGUCGUUAUUUUAGGUAAACUUUAUUGGUUUAAAGUUAAUUUUUAGGUAAUAAAUAACUGUUUUCAGAUAAAAUUUCACAUUUUGAUAAGAGUUUGGCUACUGAUCAUUGAAGUGAUUCAAGUGUUUGGAGCCUUUGCAUCGGAUGAAGAGAUUGAAAAGGUGUGCCAGCUGGACCAUCGAGCUCCAUUCUACCCGAUAAGUGGCCUGUUUGCUACAUUUUUGGUUCAAUUUGCACCUUCACAUGGGGUAAGUUUAUAAAACUUGGAGUAGGACUUGUUUUAAGAAAUUUACUGUAGAAGGUGGAUUUGAGUUAGUUUUAUUAGAAAAUGUUAGUGAUAAAGUUUAAAAUGUUUGACAGUUUUGAGGGUUUUGAAGCAAAUUAAAGGCAGAAUACGAAUUUUAGGUAAUAAAAUUAUAUUUUACAGAAAUCAGCCUUUUCAUGUGAAUGUAUACGAAAAGCUUGGACCAGAUUAGCCAAUUUGAAUGACCAAAUGUUUGUUGAUGGCUUACUGGUUGACUUGAUGGAUACAUACGCGGAUGACAUGUGUUUUCCUCAAAGCUUGGACUUACCUAUGGUACAACAAUUCUUGGAGACUAAAACUGAAGUGGUGGCUCGAAGUUUGACUUCAGUCAUAUGUGAAGUUGUUCCUAAUACGACAUUUGGAAGGUAUGAUCCGAAUAUACCGGUGGAACAGAGAGUUCGUAUGUUUGUGAAGGUAGGUGUAGGCAAUGAUAAUAUUUUUUUAGUUUUUUUUUUGAAUUUUUGAACGCAUUGUUGGGUUUUUUUGUAAAGAUGUAUGUUCAGGUCAAUGAUACUUUAUGUUAGAUGUUUUUUACAUUGUAUGUUUGUAUGACGUUUCGACAGUUCUAAUACGUACUAUAAAAUACGACCUUUCACUACUUUAAGUCAUAAAAAUUUUAUUUUUCAGACGUUUACCCAUUUAAUCGAAGUAAUAAAAAAGAAGAAUGACUUCGCUGAAGACUUUGAAUCAACUGAACUUUUCAUAGGAUGGGCACUCUUUUCUUGGCACCGAAUGCUAACUCAGUACAACAAUAUAGAGCAAUUCGUGGACUCUAAUAUUGUAUUGGAAGCUUUUUUCAACGAGCUAAUCAAGGAGAAUAGUUCUGAAAUUGGUACUGUUGAUGUGGUGGGUUUGUUACUAACAUGCGAUUGGCAAUAUUUAUGUGUCUUCUUAUAUUAUUGUGUAUACUGUGAACAGAAACUGCCAUUGUUUUGAUGUUUCUUAUAACGAGAAGUUUUUGUUUCAACAGCUACGACUAAUUAUAAGUGAUUUAAAGAAUGCAGCGUGGACUAACUAUGGUUUAUAUAAUAUUACAUUUUCAGGACCCACUACCGAGCUCAUUUGUCGAUUUUCCAGCUUACUUUGAGCAGAUGUCGUAUUUAUACAAUGAGUACGACAACUUUUUACGGCAUAAAUGGCAGCUCUUUGUUAAAAUCACAUUGAUUUUGUUUAAAAGUAAGCCGUUUUUAUUGAGUUUAUUACUUAAUUUUGAUGUUUUGUCUUGAUUUUUUUACUUUUGUUAAUCCCAUGUUAGUGUGUACUCAAGAAGGUUGCCAAAACUGUGUUAUAAAACUGAUUUUUUGCUUUUAGAUUCAAUGGUAUGGACUGACAGUCAAGCCUUCAUCAUAAACAAGUUCACAUCGCUACAAUUGGCUAGGAAAAUGGACGAAACCAACACGAAUAGACUAUUCUCGCUGUGGUCAUGUCAUGCCAAAUCAACUGAUUACGAGACGAUAACACAAUUUAUAGAGAAACGAGAACAGAUGGCAACUCACGGCACGGCCCAGAAACAGCAAAUCUACAUAAACUCGCUGAUCUACUUGUUCAUCUUGGGAUCGGAGAAGGAGUUGGGGGUUACUGUACUCAAAAAGGCUUUGCAAUGUAAGAUCAAGGUUUUGAAGGAAAAUAGAUGUUUUAACAUUUUAUUCUUUUAUUUGGCUGUUUUUUGCUAAAUUUGACGUAUUUUCAGUGGUAAAAGAAUACGCUCCAUCACGCCCCAUCUUCAGGACAACACUCAUUGAAUUGCUAGUCUACGCAGCGACUGAAAUGGCUGACCAUCCGACUAGUACAGACAUAUUCCAACUGGCCGAUCAAGUAUCGAAGCACUUCAACGAUCUUGAAAUAGAAAAACUGAUUGAAAAGCUUCGAGACGCUCACAAAUGUCCUGGAUUCUUGACGAAUGAAGUUAAGAAGAGGUGGACACCUUCUGGAGACAAGGCAUAUAUUGCACUGGAGUUCAUGUUGACACAGGUAAGGGAUUGACAUCUUUUGUGUACUACUUAUUUUUGAAUUUUAAAUUUUCCUUGAGGCUCUUUUAGAUUAAAAACGAUAUAUCACCACCAUCAAGGUCGAAGCGUCUAGAUCAACUGUUGAAUGAAGCCACAAACGGAAUCCGAGUGUACCCAUUGAUUCAUACUGCCAAAAUACUAAAAACUCAGUUCGAAGAGCUGAAACAGAACAACAUUCAAGAUGCUAUUCCAAGAGCAAACUUGGUCAAAGCAUAUCUGUUGGUGAUAUUGGAUAAGCAAAGUGAUCAAGGUGAGCUUUGAGGGAAUAUUUAUUGGCUUUAGGUAACUAUAAAGGAAAUAUCUUACAACAUUCUUGUUUGAAAUCGUUCUUAAUUGCUAUUUUUAAAGGUUUUGUCAUCAUAUUGAAUUGUCCGAAUAUGAAUGAGCCAAAAUGUUCAAAGUUUGGCGUUUUGAAUGGCUCAUCCAUAUUAGGACAACCUAUUAAUAUUGUUAUUGGGCUUUUUUGGAUUGUUAAAUUUGAAAAAUAUAUUGUUCAUGAAUUUAUGGUUCUUAUUUGGUCAAAAAAGUGUUUUGAAAUGGGUUAUGUUAAGAUUUUUAAUUUAAGAUUAAAAAAUGUUGAUUAUAGUUUAUUUAUUGCCUGAUUAAAAAGAUGUUGUUUUAGAGUUAGACGACCUCGUUCUGGAGUAUUUUGAGCCUAUUAUCAGCAAGUUCGGAGUAGAUUUGAGAGAAUUAGAGGCAAAUGAAGGUGACCUGAAGAGCUUUGUUUUGAUUUUAAAGGUAAGUGAUAUGUUUUUUUUGAAAUUUUCGAAGUUUUUAAUAAAAUUAGGAUUUAAAACAACUAAAUAUAAUUUAAAGAUGUAAAACAAUGUAAAUCCUUUAUUUUUACAGGCAUAUGCCAAAAUCUACGACCUCCAGAAGGCAUGGGCCGAGAAACGUAUAGAUGAAGUGUUAUCAUGCCAGUUCAUCCAACAGAUUAUGAAGGUUCACAGGCAAUUCAAGUCGGACACCAUCAACAACAUGAUCUUGAACAUCUUUGGUGUCAUUUUCAAACAAAUUGGCACCAUUUUAACCAUUAAAUUGGAGCAGAAAAUCAUGGGAUUGUCAUCAAUACCUAUAUACAACAUGGUCGACUUCGGCGUUAAAAUUGUGAGUUUUAGUUUUGGAUUAAUUGGAGCUUAAUAGAAAAAUGGCAAGAAUUUUCUUUCCAAAACAAGAAGUAACACUUCCUGUAUAAAUAUAAAACAUGCUUUCAGUUAGAAUCCUCUACCAUGACAUCAAGCCUAACAACAGCUGCGCUAAACUUCCUAGAAGCAUAUUUGGGUAUACCAAGGAUAAUAUCACUAUUGCCAGCUCGCCUAACAGCCUCAUUGGCAACGAGAUGUGACAAAAUAUUGGAAAAGGAACAGAAAUGUGUAUUGGCCGAUCUUCUUCAACCCUAUUUGGGCUUUAAUCAACUUGAUGAACAACUCAAAAGGACGUUGAGUGAGGAUCUCAAAGACAUGUUACUGUUUUAA
Bursaphelenchus okinawaensis is the source of this 6462-nucleotide messenger RNA. The record is from the annotation of a GenBank genome assembly. Lineage: Eukaryota; Metazoa; Nematoda; Chromadorea; Rhabditida; Aphelenchoididae.